Molecule: messenger RNA, 397 nt
Organism: Amoebophrya sp. A120
Lineage: Eukaryota; Dinophyceae; Syndiniales; Amoebophryaceae
Source: the annotation of a GenBank genome assembly
CUAGUCCUAUCCUGAAAGCAGACACAACUUUUUUUCAAAAACGCUAUAGAUUGAUAAAAAGUCCUCAUCUACACUACCAUCGCAAACAAAGUUUUUUGCAGACUCUUCGGCCUUUCUGAUGCAAACAUGUGACUCGCCGUAUUCGAGAAAAUUUUCUUCAUUUUUUAUUCAAAAUGUUAUACAUCAAAUUCAGAAGAAGCACCCGCCACAAAAAGUAGAAGGCUCGUGCUUGUUCAAAAUGAAUGUCCAGGUCCUGCUUAAAACGCAUCGCCUUCGAACUCGAAGUCUCACCGCUACGCGCAAACCGAAGAAAUUUUCUAUCAUAAUGUGUGUGUCUGUAACACGCAAACGCAAAAAUAAAAGAAUUCUGAAAUGUUAUGAAGGACACACAUCGUAA